Mus pahari (shrew mouse) is the source of this 4360-nucleotide messenger RNA. It is a transcript of the gene Exoc2, whose product is annotated as exocyst complex component 2. The transcript has 27 exons. Lineage: Eukaryota; Metazoa; Chordata; Mammalia; Rodentia; Muridae. Bases 116 to 2884 code for a protein of 922 amino acids. The record is from RefSeq and is a predicted model, not a curated record. Gene Ontology annotation, cellular component: exocyst. Gene Ontology annotation, biological process: exocytosis; Golgi to plasma membrane transport.
GUGCGGCCCGACGGCUGGCUGCUGCGGCCCGGAGCGGGUUGGCCGGGACCUGACGCCGCCUGCGAGCUGCAGGUUUCUUCUAUAACUGGAUCACGAGUUUGCUGCACAAAGUACAAUGUCUCGAUCCCGGCAGCCUCCACUUGUGACAGGCAUCUCUCCAAAUGAAGGAAUACCUUGGACCAAAGUCACAAUUAGAGGGGAGAACCUGGGUACUGGUCCCACUGACCUCAUAGGCUUGACAAUUUGUGGACAUAAUUGCCUCCUCACGGCAGAAUGGAUGUCUGCGAGUAAAAUUGUCUGUCGAGUGGGACAAGCCAAAAAUGACAAAGGAGACAUUAUUGUCACAACUAAGUCAGGGGGCAAAGGAACCUCAACUGUCUCUUUUAAGUUGCUCAAGCCUGAAAAAAUAGGCAUUUUAGAUCAGUCUGCAGUGUGGGUGGAUGAAAUGAAUUAUUAUGAUAUGCGGACUGACAGGAACAAAGGGAUUCCUCCCUUGUCUCUCCGUCCUGCGAAUCCUCUCGGCAUUGAAAUUGAAAAAUGUAAACUUCCUCAGAAGAACUUAGAAGUGUUAUUCCAUGGCAUGAGUGCUGAUUUUACAAGUGAGAAUUUUUCAGCAGCCUGGUAUCUCAUAGAGAAUCACUCCACCACCAGUUUUGAGCAGCUCAAGAUGGCCGUCACCAACCUCAAAAGGCAGGCCAACAAGAAGAGUGAGGGUAGUCUGGCGUAUGUGAAGGGCGGCCUCAGUACCUUCUUUGAAGCUCAAGAUGCUCUCUCAGCUAUCCAUCAAAAGCUAGAAGCAGAUGGAACUGAAAAAGUAGAAGGAUCCAUGACACAGAAAUUGGAGAAUGUCCUCAAUAGAGCAAGUAACACUGCUGACACUUUGUUCCAAGAAGUGUUAGGUCGGAAAGACAAGGCAGAUUCCACUAGGAACGCACUCAACGUACUUCAGCGAUUUAAAUUUCUCUUCAACCUUCCUCUCAAUAUUAAACGGAAUAUUCAAAAGGGGGAUUAUGAUGUAGUUAUUAAUGAUUAUGAAAAAGCCAAAUCGCUCUUUGGGAAAACGGAGGUGCAAGUUUUCAAGAAAUAUUAUGCUGAAGUAGAAGCAGGAAUUGAAGAUCUAAGAGAGUUACUUCUAAAGAAAUUGCUCGAGACUCCGUCAACCUUACAUGACCAGAAGCGUUACAUAAGGUAUCUCUCCGACCUCCAUGCACCAGGUGACCCUGCUUGGCAGUGUAUCGGAGCUCAGCACAAGUGGACCCUCAAGCUCAUGCAAGACUGCAAAGAGGGCCACAUGAAAAGCCUAAAAGGUAACCCAGGCCCGCACAGCCCCAUGCUCGACCUAGAUAACGAUGUGCGCCCCUCCGUAUUGGGCCAUCUCAGUCAGACAGCGUCACUGAAGAGGGGGAGCAGCUUUCAGUCCGGCCGAGAUGACACAUGGAGGUACAAGACUCCCCACAGAGUGGCAUUUGUUGAAAAAUUAACCAAGCUUGUGUUAAGUCACCUGCCUAACUUCUGGAAACUCUGGAUUUCGUAUGUUAAUGGAAGUCUUUUCAGUGAGACUGCUGAGAAGUCAGGCCAGAUUGAAAGAUCAAAGAAUGUAAGGCAGCGACAAAACGAUUUCAAGGUGAUGUUAUACUGUAUGUGCACCCAUCUGCUGCAGAGACCCUGUACUGUCCCUGCUGUGCUCCUGCUGUCACUCCUAAGCUCCGUGAGGUCCAGGCAAGGCAGGGCUGCUCAGAUCCCCGUUCUCUCACUUGUGUUUUAUCUGUUUGCCAGGCUAACAUAUGAAUCACUGACCGCCCUGGAGAUUCCCAAUGACAUGUUACAGAUUAUCCAGGACCUGAUUUUGGAUCUCCGAAUACGUUGCAUAAUGGUGGCGUUGCAGCACACGGCUGAAGAAAUAAAGAGAUUAGCUGAAAAAGAAGAUUGGAUUGUUGAUAAUGAAGGACUGACUUCCCUACCAUGUCAGUUUGAACAGAGUAUCGUUCACUCCCUGCAGUCAUUGAAGGGUGUUGUCGAUUGCAAACCUGGAGAAGUCAGCGUCUUUCAACAGCCUAAAACACAGGAGGAGGUUUGCCGGCUGUGCAUCAGUAUCAUGCAGGUUUUUAUAUACUGCUUGGAACAACUGAGCACCAAGCCUGAUGCAGACAUAGAUACUACUCAUCUUUCUGGUGAUGUUUCGUCUCCUGAUUUGUUUGGAAGCAUCCAUGAAGACUUCAGUUUGACUUCAGAGCAGAGGCUUUUGAUAGUCCUGAGUAAUUGCUGCUAUUUAGAACGUCACACCUUCCUAAACAUAGCAGAACAUUUUGAAAAACACAACUUCCAGGGAAUAGAAAAAAUAACACAGGUUAGCAUGGCAUCACUGAAAGAACUGGAUCAACGUCUCUUUGAAAAUUACAUUGAGCUAAAAGCAGAUCCCAUUGUUGGAUCCUUGGAACCUGGGAUCUACGCAGGCUAUUUUGAUUGGAAAGACUGCCUGCCCCCGGCAGGUGUGAGAAACUAUUUAAAAGAAGCAUUGGUGAAUAUAAUUGCUGUGCAUGCAGAGGUGUUCACUAUUUCCAAAGAACUGGUGCCUCGCGUCUUGGCCAGAGUGGUCGAGGCGGUCUCUGAAGAGCUGAGCCGGCUGAUGCAGUGCGUCUCGUCCUUCAGCAGAAAUGGAGCACUGCAGGCCAGACUUGAAAUCUGUGCUCUGAGGGACACUGUAGCCAUUUACCUGACCUCGGAAAGCAGGUCUAGUUUUAAACAGGCCCUGGAGGCUCUGCCUCAACUUGCAAGUGGUGCGGACAAAAAGUUACUGGAAGAGCUGCUCAACAAGUUCAAGAGCAGCAUGCACUUGCAGCUCACCUGUUUCCAAGCUGCAUCUCCAACAGUCAUGAAAACAUAAGGCCUUGCAAGAAGGGCAUCAGGCAUGGCGAUGGAGACUGUCCUCAUACUGUGCCAGAGAGAUUAUGCUCCAAGCACUGCAUUUAACUUCUCUUUUUCCCAGCAUGGUGGUGCAGAAAGAUGCCGAUGGGUAUUUAAUUCCAAUCUAUUUAAACUACCAUAGUUUAAACAUCCAAAUAAACAGUUUUUGUUAUUACUAGCUUUGUUCCUGUAAGACUGUGUAGCAUACUCUUCAGAAUGCUGUGAGUUUGGGGGGUUCUCCAUCAUGGUCCAAAGCGGCCCAUGGGGUGUGUGUGUGUGCGUGCGCGUGCGUGAGUGUGUAUGUGUGUGUGUGCGUGCGCGUGUGUGUGUGUGUGUGUGUGCGCGCGUGUGUGCGCGUGCGCGUGUGUGUGCACAUGUGAAUUUCUCAGUGCCCCUCUUCCAGGCCUACUGUUGGCAGUUUCCAGCCCAGGUGUGGCCUGUGGGAAGAGAUUUGAAGUCACAGCUUUUGAAGCUUUGUCCUAAACUUUAAAAUAACCAUUUCAUACAAGUGGUUCUAAGCUCCCCCCCCCUUUUUUUGUAAAGAAAAAUAUACAGUCUACAUAUAAAAAUGUUAAUAUUUGGAUAAUUUGUGACCCACAAGUCCUCGGUGAACUCUGACUUUCUCCCAGUGCUAAACACUGAAGCUUCUGGUUCUCACUCAGCCUUAAGCGAUGCAUCCCUGUGCAGUGGUGUGGGGAGCGCUCACAAGCACCUGUAUGUGGAGGCCCUGUCACACCCACAAGGCCUGGGGAAGGCUUGUGGUCUUCAAUGCAACCUAAAGACGAAGCCAGGUUCCUCAGCAAGGCAGCACUCCUCCCCUCCCGCAGGGCACCACCCUCUCCACGUCCCAUACGGUGAAAUGUCCUGUUCCAUAGCUGGAAAGAGGCUGCUCUGGCAUGGCCUGUGUUGUGUAAAAAUCUGAGGUGCCCCGGGUGACCAGGCACUGAGCAGUGACUCACUGCUGAGUGGCUUGCGCAGUAGAGUCAGGUCAUUGUGACCUGCGGGCAGCUUUCACCUCACUCCAUCCUCCCUCCGUCAGCCUCUGUUGUACUUCACUCUUCAGACCAAUCUGUGGAUAAUGUAGGCUUCUCUCCUACAGUUGACAAGACUAAUUUGUGUCAAAGCACAGCGUAAGUACACUGUGGAUUAUUUAAGGUAAAUUAAUGUAUGUUUAUCAGAGUAACUGGAAGUAGAAAUGUAAUCCUUUGUUGCAAAAUAAGUAUAUACAGCAUUGUCUCCUCUCAGUGUAUUGGUAUUAUAUCUGACACAAACAAACUAAAUCCCAAAGCAGAAGUACAGAACCAUUUGUUAUUUUAAACACCUAAUAAUACAGUGAACAAACCUAGUAGUUGUCCUUCUCUGUAAGACCCCUAUCUUUAUUUCACCAUUUUUAUUAGCUCUGUAAUUGCUUAUAUUCCUGAUUUUAAAAUUCACAAUAAAUAGUGGAGUUCUCUCU